Messenger RNA from Dissoconium aciculare CBS 342.82, 1065 nucleotides. Its product is annotated as Emopamil-binding protein. Gene Ontology annotation, molecular function: cholestenol delta-isomerase activity. Gene Ontology annotation, cellular component: membrane; endoplasmic reticulum. The transcript has a single exon. The coding region runs from base 167 to 904 and encodes 245 amino acids. NCBI's taxonomy places the organism in Eukaryota, Fungi, Ascomycota, Dothideomycetes, Mycosphaerellales, Dissoconiaceae. Gene Ontology annotation, biological process: sterol metabolic process. The record is from RefSeq and is a predicted model, not a curated record.
GGGCAAAAUGUGGAGAAGGAAUCCAGGGUCCACCCGGUAACUCGACUUUUCAUCACCACCCCCAACGUAGGUACCUCUAAUAACUGCCCAGGUGUGGUUCAGUGUAUCAAGAUCCUUUGCGACAAUUCACCAAACGGACGUACCGUUUACCAAAUUGAUCAUCGAAAUGUCAACAGAACCGCCCUCCUUUAUAAGCAUCACAACAGUCCUCUCCCUACUCUCGACCAUAGCAAUCCUCCUCACAGCCUACCUCUUCUCCCUCCAGCUGCUCCCGAAAAACGCCAGCGCCAAAACCCGACUCCUAUUCAUCUGGCACGCCUUCGAUGCGCUAAUCCACUUCAUCCUGGAGGGAAGCUAUCUCUACAACUGCUUCUUCAGCUACACGACAAGAUCCGCUUCACAUAAUGACGUCUCAGCAUUCGUCUCACCAUAUCUCCCUCCGAAUGUUUACUUCCUCGGCCACACCGAUCGCAUGUACGGCGCCGAAUACGGCAAGAAUCCCUUCGCCGCGCUAUGGAUGGAAUAUGCCAAAGCGGAUAAGAGAUGGGGCGGAAGCGAUCUGACCGUCAUUAGUCUGGAGCUUCUGACGGUAUUCAUCGCGGGGCCGAUGGCAGUGUACAUCUGUUCGGCGUUGGCGAGGAAGAGGAGUGAUGUAUGGUUCUGGAUGACGGUGCUCGCGACGGGGGAGUUAUAUGGAGGGUUCAUGACGUUUGCGCCGGAGUGGUUGAGUGGGAAUCCGAAUCUGGAUGGGUCGAAUUGGAUGUAUUUGUGGUUGUAUUUAGUAUUCUUCAAUGCGGGUUUGUGGGUCGUGAUACCGGGGUGGGUCUUGUAUGAGGCGUAUGGGAAUACCACUGGUGCGCUGCGGAGGUUGGAGAAUGCUGAUGUGGGAAAGAAGAGGGAAUGAAUCGGAGUUUGAAUGGAAAAAGUGGACCCGAAAACAUCGAGAAGCCUGGGAAUGAAGGUGAUCUGUCUAUUCUCUAUAUGAGUGAUCAUUCAUGAUCCUUCUGGAGGACAUCCAGGAAUUGGUCAAAUCGGAUGGGGCCACACUAAUGGCUCAAUCAAAAU